UACGAAAAAAUUGAAUGAUUUUUUACCCUUUUAAGAAUCAAACCAGUCAGAGACGCUUCCUUUCUCAUUCAUUAACUUGAUCCAUAUUCUCUCUCUACCCUCUCGAUUCGGGCUUCGUCUUCUUCAAUACUCUCGGGAGGCUUUUUUCAGAACAAAACAAUGGCUGGGAAGGGAGGAAAGGGGCUUUUGGCAUCAAAAACAACAGCAGCUGCUGCAGCAGCUAGUAAAGAUAAGGACAAGAAAAAGCAGCCGAUUUCCCGUUCAGCAAGGGCUGGUCUUCAGUUUCCUGUGGGGAGGAUUCACAGGCAGCUGAAGACAAGAACAUCUGCUCAUGGUCGUGUUGGUGCAACUGCUGCUGUGUAUUCUGCAGCCAUUCUUGAGUAUCUGACUGCUGAAGUGCUUGAACUUGCUGGAAAUGCAAGCAAAGAUCUGAAGGUGAAGAGAAUAACUCCAAGGCAUCUGCAACUUGCCAUAAGAGGAGAUGAAGAACUGGAUACUCUGAUUAAGGGAACCAUUGCUGGAGGUGGAGUCAUUCCUCACAUUCACAAGUCUCUCAUCAAUAAGACCACUAAAGAAUAAGAGGAGGGUUUACUACUAAAUGGGUAAUUUGGAGUUUUUUUUUCUAUCUAUCUGGCUGACAUAGUAGUGGUAGAAAAGGAUUUUAAAGUUAUGUUACCCAGAAUGAUUUUAGUUUCUUUGUUUGUGUGUUUGUGGGGAUUGAUUUCUAGAUUCUAAUGUGGUUGGUUGUCUUUGGUUCUUACUUAUUAGGAUAUGUUUCAGAUUUUCUCUAAUGGUUGAAUGAAUCACUGGAUUUGAUCUA
This is a messenger RNA of Impatiens glandulifera, 820 nucleotides long. RefSeq names its product probable histone H2A variant 1. Lineage: Eukaryota; Viridiplantae; Streptophyta; Magnoliopsida; Ericales; Balsaminaceae. Gene Ontology annotation, molecular function: DNA binding; structural constituent of chromatin; protein heterodimerization activity. The coding region runs from base 160 to 579 and encodes 139 amino acids. The transcript is spliced from 3 exons. The record is from RefSeq and is a predicted model, not a curated record. Gene Ontology annotation, cellular component: nucleosome.